AAGACUGAUUGUCACUUUCCCUUCUGUCGAUUUAUCUUUUCUUUCACUCUCCUGCUUGCCAAACAGAUGCCAAGAUCCCACAUUGUAUCAGGUCUCCUUCACUGGUUGUUAUUGACUUUGUGUGAUUCCGAUUUAUAAUGGAUGCGAAAACUGUCUUAUCCUUUCUGAAAUCUUUUUGAGGCCAAAAUUAAAGAAAUUCACUGUAAAUUAAUAUCCAUCCACCGUCAAUCCCAAAAAAAAAAAAAAAACCAAUGCCUAAAUGGAAGUAGAAGUGAAGCUCCGUCUCCCCGACUCCGAUUCCCACCAGAGACUCUCAGAUCUUCUCUCUCCCUUCCACAGAAAAACUCUAAUCCAAGAUAACUUUUUCUUUGACGACGCCGACUCCAAUCUCUCCUCGAACCUCGCCGUCCUCCGUCUCCGCUUCUACGACCUCGAUGCCCGCUGCGUCCUCUCCCUCAAAGCCAAGCCCGUGAUCUCUCGCGGGAUCAGCCGCGUCGAAGAGCUCGAGGAACCCGUUUGUCCCCAGAAUGCGCGCGCCUGUCUAGCGGACCCGCGUCUUCUAUGGGUCUCAUUCGGCGAAACCAAGAUCAUGAAGCGGGUGAGUGAGGAGUUCGGGGUGCGUGCCGGGACAGGAUUCCAAUAUUUAGGAAGGUUCGGAAAUGUGCGGGGAGUGUACCGGUGGAGAGAGCUGACUCUGGAGCUUGACGAGACUAUAUAUGAAUUCGGGACGAGUUAUGAGAUUGAGUGUGAAACUAGGGAUCCGGAAAGAGAUGGAGCACUGAUUGAAGAUUUUUUGAGGGAGAAUGGUAUUGAUUUUCAAUAUUCUGACAUGAACAAAUUUGCAGUGCUUCGAGCUGGGAAGCUGCCUAAAUGAGAUUGCGACUGCUGCUCAUUGCAAAAAUGGGUAAUGUUCUCUUUGUUCAGUAACAUCUAUUUGUAGUUGGGAAUUGUUAGAAUCUGAUUCAUUUGGUGCUGCUACAUAUGAAGUUUCCAUUAACAUGGAAAAACACCAGUGUUUUUUUUCCUCCAACCUCUGCUGUUCUAAUCUGGAAGAUGGAGUUGUUCGGAUUUUUGAAAGCUGUAGAUAAACAGCAUGAAUUAUUUUGUGAUUAUGAUUAUGUAAAUGGGAAAGGUCUUGUAUCCAGAUAAGGAGUCAUGAUGAUGCUUUUCUGGAAGCUUUUGGUUUCUCUAAAAACUUCAAACUAAUUCUAGUGUUAUAACAGCUCUUAUCAAAAUGGGCAUUGAAUGACAAA
Messenger RNA from Carica papaya (papaya), 1253 nucleotides. The record is from RefSeq and is a predicted model, not a curated record. Lineage: Eukaryota; Viridiplantae; Streptophyta; Magnoliopsida; Brassicales; Caricaceae.